Hipposideros armiger (great roundleaf bat) is the source of this 1202-nucleotide messenger RNA. It is a transcript of the gene RNF144A, whose product is annotated as ring finger protein 144A. The transcript has 7 exons. Gene Ontology annotation, molecular function: ubiquitin-protein transferase activity; zinc ion binding. The record is from RefSeq and is a predicted model, not a curated record. Bases 12 to 890 code for a protein of 292 amino acids. NCBI's taxonomy places the organism in Eukaryota, Metazoa, Chordata, Mammalia, Chiroptera, Hipposideridae. Gene Ontology annotation, biological process: protein ubiquitination.
ACUGCUCUGCCAUGACCACUGCGCGAUACCGGCCCACGUGGGACCUGGCCCUCGACCCGCUGGUGUCCUGCAAGCUGUGCCUCGGGGAGUACCCGCUGGAGCAGAUGACAACCUUGGCCCAGUGCCAGUGCAUCUUCUGUACUCUGUGCCUGAAACAGUAUGUCGAGCUCUUGAUCAAAGAAGGAUUAGAAACCGCCAUUAGCUGUCCGGACGCCACCUGCCCUAAACAGGGCCGCCUGCAGGACAAGGAGAUUGAGUGCAUGGUUGCGGCUGAAAUUAUGCAGAGAUAUAAAAAGCUGCAAUUUGAAAGAGAGGUGCUCUUGGACCCCUGUCGGACUUGGUGCCCGGCAUCCACCUGCCAGGCCGUGUGCCAGCUCCAGGAGAUGGGGCUGCAGACCCCCCAGCUGGUCCAGUGCAAAGCCUGCCACACGGAGUUCUGCUCGGCCUGCAAAGCCAGCUGGCACCCGGGCCAAGGCUGCCCGGAGACCAUGCCGAUCACCUUCCUCCCCGGGGAGACCAGUUCUGCUUUCAAACUGGAGGUGGACGACGCGCCCAUCAAACGCUGUCCCAAGUGCAAGGUCUACAUAGAGCGAGACGAAGGGUGUGCCCAGAUGAUGUGUAAGAACUGCAAGCAUGCCUUCUGCUGGUACUGCCUUGAGUCUCUAGACGAUGACUUCCUCCUGAUCCAUUACGAUAAAGGACCCUGCCGCGACAAGCUGGGCCACUCCAGGGCCUCUGUGAUCUGGCAUCGGACCCAGGUCGUGGGCAUUUUUGCUGGAUUUGGGCUCCUGCUCUUGGUGGCCUCCCCGUUCCUGCUCCUGGCCACUCCGUUUGUACUUUGCUGCAAGUGCAAGUGCAGUAAAGGUGACGACGACCCAUUACCCACCUAGAGGAAGGCAUGCUGCGGGAACAAGACCCCUGCCUCCGGGAAGCGUGGUCCUCCCCCUCCUCUCUUCGCCACCCCCCAUCACUAAACAUCUUUCUUGCCUUAUGCGCCCCAUCGAGCUUCACAGUGUCACGCAGGAUGCCGUGAUUUCAGGGACUGAUGUCAGAACAUUUGCCCAGACAACAGGUGGAGUCACCUAGGCAUGGGGAAGGCAGGCCUGGUGUGGGCAGUGCAUGUCCCCACACAGUCGGUCUCUGCAGACUCGACAAAGGAGGUGCUGUAAGAAGCAUGCCGGGCAGUUUUCUCCCUCUGGCGG